Molecule: messenger RNA, 1758 nt
Organism: Oppiella nova
Lineage: Eukaryota; Metazoa; Arthropoda; Arachnida; Sarcoptiformes; Oppiidae
Source: the annotation of a GenBank genome assembly
AUGGAUGACGAGUUUGAAUACGAAGACUACGAGGACUAUGAGGACGACGACUACGACAUUGAGACCGUCUCUCACUCUUCGCACGACUUCAUCGAUGAUAACAACUAUACACUGCAUGAGGACGAAGACAAUGAGCUCUCCGUCCAAGUGAUUGAAUCGGACGAAGAGUCGGUGGAAAACGAGCGCCAAAUGGAUGUCCAAAAUGAUGACAACCACUCGAGUGAGUCAAAUGCGGCCAAUGAAGCAGAUGUCGCACUCGGGAGUGAAGAUAACAGUGACACCAAAGACGUGAAACCAUUACGCAAUGCACGCUACGAAACAUGCGUUCUUUUGACACUAUUAACAACGUAUUAUACGUGCCUCAACACCUGGUUAUGCCCACUGGUAGUCAACCACAGGAAUUCAACACCAGUAGACAAACCAGCCGCUACAUAUCUGCAGUGGUUGGACCCUCGGAACCGUCAGAACCAGAGGUGUCCUCAAUGCAACUUUAAGGCCAAACGCAAAGACAUUCGUCUCCUUUACGCCAGAAAUCUUCGGGCUUUGGAUACGAGUGAAAGAGACGCCUCUCUUGAGCUGUUGCGGAAGGAAAGGGUGUUGAGGCAGAGGUUGGAAUCGGAAGCGAUCAUCAAUUCAGUGAAAUUGAAGUCAGCCCUCGAGGAGAACGAGAGGAUUAAGAAGGAGUUAAUGACAUGUCAGCAAAGGAUCCAACACUUGGGCUCGAGCUCUAGAAUCACUGAAAAUAUCAUUAAAAGUAAGACAAUGACGGCUUUGAAUAGUAGAAGUGCUGAUCGGUUCCAAUGCGUUAAAGAACUUGAGAUAAGCAAAAGUGGCGAAUGCAGACAUUUAGGGUAUUCCUCACUGUUUGAAGUGAUAGCUGUGUCUCAGCCCAACCCUAACCCCCAGUUAUUCCCGGGUUUUGGUAUCAGAAAGAUAUUUCUCAAUGACUUUAAAACCGAUAACAUAUGCAUUCACUCGAAGCCAAUCAAAGACUUGGAGAUCAAUGCAUACGACGGAACAGUUUUGACCACAUCUUCUGACAGAACCGUCAAAUUGACUUCACUUCUGAACAAAGCCUCCAUAAUGUCAUACAGUCUGCAAGUGGAGGCCUGGAGUGUAACCUUUAACCCCAAAAGCAAACAUGAAUUCUAUGUCGGACUAAAUAACGGCCAGAUUUUGCUAUUCGACAACAGAAUGAUGUCCACACAUAUGGAUCGACUCACCUCUGCUGACAGAUCACCCGUUGUCUCAUUAAAUCACAUCCAAUUCAAGUCGUCUAUCGGUUCAAUCGAUGGCAUACUUUCCACACAAUUUCAUAACUGCUGUUUCUAUGAGAGAAACAAAUCAUGCGAUUCAUUGAGUGCCGCAAACUUCUCAUCUCUUAAUAUCCCAUUUGAGGGCCGAUUCAGUUCCGCACACUUCGAUCCCAAAUCAGGUUUAGUCCUAUUGUCGUGUCGACCCUCGUCUAAACAUAACAAAGUCACUCAUUACGCGAUGGAACUGAAGGUGAGUGAAGACGAUGAUGACAUGCAUGUGAUAGCGCCAGAAGUGGUGCGGCGUUUCGAAGGUGGCAAACAACAGGUCAAACUGAGCCGUUCCCGUAUUUUUAGCCAUCCCUUCAACGAGAACUCUGCACUGAUUUGUUCGGGCGAUGAGGACUCCAAAGGAGCCCUCGUUUGGGACUUAAGUUCCGAUAAAUAUAUACAGAAACUAAGGAGCGAUUCGACGAACAUUAAAACUAUAGCACCGGAGGAGUGA